AAUAAGUGGUGUACGUGGUGUGCCCAACCAGAAACCAUAAAUAAAGGCACCACCCGACUGCCCUCUCAAUAUUCUGAACAACAAGUGGCAGCAAUGGGGUUUGGGGAUGCAAGAACUGAAUGGAUACUCAGAUUGUGUGCCAUUAUUUGCUUGGUUUUGACAGUUUUCUUGAUGGGUUUUGACAAGGAAACCACACAGAUCUUUGGAGUGGACAAGACAGCCUCUUUCAGAAGUUUGGGUGCUCUCAAAGUGAUUAUGUUUGUGGACUCCAUCGCAGCUGCCUACAACAUUCUUCAACUCGCCAAAUGUUGGAUUUCAGCUCACCCAAAACCACCCUUCCAAUUACAAACUCACUUUCACUUACCCCUAUUCUGGCUUUCCUUCUUCAUCGAUCAGGCGGGUGCUUACCUAACAUUUGCGGCAAACACGGCGGGGAUGGAGGCGGCGUUUGUGGCGGUGAGGGGCAACCAGGAGUUCCAGUGGAUGAAGCUGUGCAACAGAUUCCACAGAUAUUGCUACCAAGCUGCCGGAGCUUUCCUUUGUGGCUAUGCAGCUGUCCUUACAAUGCUUCUCAUCUCCUUCCUCUCUGCUUUCAACUUGUUUAGGCAUUACUCACCAAACCAUUUCCUGCGCCUCAAACCCAACAACAACUGAAUUCUUCUCCUUUUCUCUUAACCUUCCAACAUUUGUGCACUUGUGUCUACAACUCUAGGUUAGCGUAUUGUAACGUGUACGUGUGCACCCGGUUCCACUUACACAACCUUAUUCUUAGUACGGGUAUAUAGUUACGAACAACUUGUUUUAUUUAGAUUGGGAAUAAGAUAUGAGAUUAU
Cucurbita moschata (crookneck pumpkin) is the source of this 833-nucleotide messenger RNA. RefSeq names its product CASP-like protein 2C1. The coding region runs from base 94 to 654 and encodes 186 amino acids. NCBI's taxonomy places the organism in Eukaryota, Viridiplantae, Streptophyta, Magnoliopsida, Cucurbitales, Cucurbitaceae. The record is from RefSeq and is a predicted model, not a curated record. The transcript has 3 exons.